AUCUUUGGAGGGUUAUGGCUGCUGACGAUUCUUUUGCCUCUGCUCUCCGCAACUUAGGGGGUGUUCAUGUGCUCCCGAAGCCUCAGCCGAAACAGAAGUCGGCGAAGAAGGGGGAAUCCGGGUCCUCUCGCCAGGGAACUGAAGGGACCGGGCACUCUAGUGCGACUCCGGAUCCAGAGCUGCAGAUAGGGGGUCCGGAGUUGGACGUUGACGCUGUCGAGGUGGAGAGCCCGGUCCAUGAGCCGAAGAAGAAGAGGAAGAAUACUAGUUCAUCUCAAAAACAGGUGAUUGAUAUGACGGAGGAGGAUCCGGGAAAAUCUGCUAUGGAGUUGGUGGACUUGGGAGCUGGAGGUGAGGGUGGUUCUCGACCGGCGCCUAAAUUUGGCAAGUAUCCGGUCAAGAAAGUCAUAGGUUUGAUGUUCGAGCUCCCCUCCGACCAGGAUUGGGAAAUGAUGGAGGAUGAGGGCCUCGCUGCGAAUUUCAAAGAAAUAGGAAAUCUCUGGGGACAGCUUGGUGGUCGCUUGGCCGGGUUCAACACUCAUGCUCUGGCUGAUCUAAAGAAAGAACGAGACCUUUCUGUGAAGAGUCUAGCUCGCGUUUCCAAGCUGGAGAAGGACCUAGAUCUGGAAAGGUCUGCCCGGGAAGCGCUGGAGUCCGGGAUGGCUACCAAAAUCAAGGAAGCGGAACUCCGGAAGGAAACAGAACUUGGUCAGAGGGUGAAAGAUGCGGAGGCCCGGGCUGAUGAGGCCGAGAAGAGAGUAGCCGGGUUGGAGGGAGAGCUUAGCAAGCUGAAAGAACAACUCGAGUUCCGGAAGGAUGCUGCGGUGGUUAUAGCCGAGUUCAAGAAAUCUCCGGAGUAUGAUGCGGCUCUCAACAAAGCUGCCGCUGCUGAGGUCCUCCGCUGUUGGAAUGUGGCGGAAAGGCAUAUUAAGACCGGUCCGGCGGCUAACCUCCAAAGUUUCAUUGAGCUCUUUCUGGCGGCUAAGGACAAGAUCAAGGCCGGGAAGGGGGAGCCGGAGCCGUACGAAGGUCCUUCUCCCAGUUUUCUCCCACCAGUGAACCCGGAUCAAGAAACUGCCUCUGAUUCUUCCGCCGAGUCUGAUCCCCAGGCCAAUGACCGUCCUGCCAACUAGUUCCUCUUUUCUUUAAUUCUGAACAUGUUGUCUGAAACAAUCUUUUGUAUCUCUGAAUUUGCUUUUGUUGGAUUUAGAUAUUUAUCCGGGGCCUAUGUAGACCCGGGAUUGUGGA
Daucus carota subsp. sativus is the source of this 1248-nucleotide messenger RNA. RefSeq lists its product as uncharacterized. The transcript is spliced from 2 exons. Bases 15 to 1133 code for a protein of 372 amino acids. The record is from RefSeq and is a predicted model, not a curated record. Lineage: Eukaryota; Viridiplantae; Streptophyta; Magnoliopsida; Apiales; Apiaceae.